Polypterus senegalus (gray bichir) is the source of this 2402-nucleotide messenger RNA. It is a transcript of the gene rbp4l, whose product is annotated as retinol binding protein 4, like. The record is from RefSeq and is a predicted model, not a curated record. NCBI's taxonomy places the organism in Eukaryota, Metazoa, Chordata, Cladistia, Polypteriformes, Polypteridae. The transcript is spliced from 7 exons. The coding region runs from base 1671 to 2261 and encodes 196 amino acids. Gene Ontology annotation, molecular function: retinoid binding; retinol transmembrane transporter activity.
CUGUAACAUAACAAAAUGUGGAAAAAGUGAUGUGCUGUGAAUACUUUCUGGAUGCACUGUACGCAAAAGAAGGUUAUGAAAAGCCAUUAACCAUUAAAAUUAACCUCAUAGUGGCAUGGUGGCUAGUACUACUUUAUUAUGUCGCCAGGACGCCGGGUUCAAAUCAUGGCAAAGUCACUGUGGAAUAUGCAGUUUUUGCCUAAAACCCCAAAGCCGUUGAGGUAGGGUUAACUGGUACAUUAUGAGGGAGAGAUGUCCCCGAGUGCGUGUGAUGGACUCGUUUCCAAUGCUGAUGAGAUACGUAACAACACUCUGCAAUCUUAAACAGGAUAAGGAAAUUUGAAGAUGGAUAGAUUUAUCAAAGCAGUUUUUUUUUCCGUUGAGGAAGUACAGUCCUUCAUAAACUAUUUUAAUUUCAAGUACAUGUUUUGCUUUUAUAGCCAGCAGAUUCUCACUGAAGCUUUACUCUCAAACGGACUCAUUCCUGCCCUGAACUUGAUGCUGCCUGGAACUGGCUCCAUGGCCAGCUUCAUAUGAUGCAAGAAGAUAAAAACUUAAAAAGUUCAUAAAAUAAAAAGAGCAGAGAUAUAAAUCAAAGAGUACCAUUUCAGCAAAAGCCUUUCAGCUCCAGAGUUUUGGGUUUGAGUCCCAGUCUGGUGUUUAUUUGUGAUGAAUUUACACACUCAUGUUGAGCUUUACUCCCACAUCCCAAAAGACUUGAGUUUUGGUUCAUUAGGAGUCCUAACCUGGCCCAGUAUGACAGUGCUUAUGAUGAGCUGGAAUUCCAUCUAGGAUGGGUCCCUGUCUUGCACCCAAUGGUGUCUGCAUCAGGCUCCAGCCUUCUGUCAUCCUGACAUAGACUAAAGUUAAAUAAAUGGAAAGGUGAAUGGACAUAUGAGUCCUAAAUUCAAUCUGAUAUACUAGAUCAACAGAAAACUGUCAAGAUACAACAAUUAAAACCAACCUGUGUUCACUGAAAACCUAUUUAAGAAAGCUUUUUUUAAUGGAGGGCUUGUUUUCAUUGGACACAUACAAGUUAAUCUUCUCAUUCAGUCUUCAGGUUGGCCCACCUUAAACAAUGUCCUGCUGUGUGCUGGUCUUACACAAUCUUGCUACUGAUUAUUUAUUUGUGCCUAUCAUGAAUUUUUAUAAUGUACUUAUACUGUAUGUACCUAUGUACAGUAAGUACUUUACAUCAUUCUGGGUUUAUGUAAUGAAGUGGAGUUCUCUAAAUGCUCCAAAGGUUCAUCUAAGCUCACUUACAUAAAAUGAUUUUAAGAUGUCAUGGCUUUUACUUAAGGACAACGUACUCACUGUGACCUCUGACUAACGCUGUGGGAGUAAUAGGAUAUACUGAAAUAAAUACGUACAUAAAUAAAUAAGUAUCUACUUCCCAUCAGGUACAUAAUGCUCAAUAAAAUGUAUUUUCUAAUUCUCUAUAUGCUUAAUCCUGUCUCUUCACACAUUUUUCAGCCCUUUGCAUUUUGCCAAGCUCCACACCUGAUGCACAAACAGAUCAGUCAUAUGAGGUUGCACAAAUCUCUUUUUUUCAUGUAUUUAAAGGCAACUGAUCAGGACUGUGGCAUCAGAGUUUAUGAGGAGAGACAAAGAAAGAGUUUGUCCUGGGUUAGCUGCAUCUUCUGGCAUUAUACUACGCACAUCUGACAAGAAUGGACUACUCAAAGUUCAUCUUACUUGUUGUUGUCCUUUCCUAUAUUGAGGAAUGUUUGUCUGACAAUUGUGUAGUGGACAGUUUCAAUGUAAAAGGUGACUUUGAUCCGAAAAGGUAUGCAGGCAAAUGGUAUGCCCUGGCAAAGAAGAGUCCGGAUGGGCUGUUCCUUCAGGACAAUAUUUCAGCCGAGUAUACUGUUGAUGAUGAUGGUACAAUGACUGCUUCCUCCAAAGGAAGAGUGAAACUUUUUGGAUUUUGGGUUGUCUGUGCAGAUAUGGCUGCUCAGUAUACAGUUCCUGACCCAACAACUCCAGCCAAGAUGUUUAUGAACUACCAGGGUUUAGCAAGCUACCUCUCCAGUGGAGGAGAUAACUAUUGGGUGAUCGACACAGACUAUGACAACUAUGCUAUUACAUAUGCCUGCCGCAGUGUCAAGGAAGAUGGGACAUGUGAAGAUGGUUAUUCUCUAAUCUUCUCCCGCAAUCCCCGUGGACUCACACCAGCCAUUCAGCGCCUUGUUCGCCAGAAACAAGAGGAAAUCUGUAUGGCUGGCCAGUUUGAGCCAGUGUUGCAGUCUGGGGCCUGCUGAGAUAGUUACUUCAUCACAUACAAAUGGGACACUUUGACAUGCUGGCAUGAGAAGUGGCAAUAUCAGAAUGAAAAAUAUUAAAAUAAUCACCAAGUACAGAUAAAAUUAUAUUUUUUCCCCAAAGAAUUCAAUGUCAAUUUA